UGUAGUUCCUACUAAAGAUAUUGCUCGACAUUGCAAGAGGUGUCGAGUUAAAAAAUGUAACAUUUGUUUAAUGUUCUAGCUAGUCUUAACGUGUCUGUCGUUUGAAAAUUAAAUCAACAACCCUAGUAGGUCACGUUUCAAUAUCCAUCAAUAGUACUUGGAAAAUGUUACCAAAACUUAUAUACAUGUGUUUUACCUAGCUAACCAGAUUAUCACUAAAAUAGCUAACAAGCUAAUGUUGUUAGCCACGGUCCGUCCCACUCGCAGCACAACGGUAUCCUAUGCUUUCCACUGUUUCAAAAUGACCUCGCCUUAUUUCGUUGAGAGUACCGCGGUCAUCACUCGGAGCGGUAACAAGACCGUGCCCCGUGCCGGUUUAGCCACGACGUUAAAAACUAGGAUGGAGAGGAGAGUGUUGAGGGCGCACGUGAAACAGGAGGAAGACGAUUCGAGCGUAUCAAAUCAGAGUUUGGGACGAGACGUUUCAGGUAUGAAUCCGUUUUAUCACAACAUUGCCCUUCUGACAUUUACAAACUGAGGCAAUGUCUUGCUGCAUCAUUGAGGGACUUACAGAUGGGACAAGCUGUAGCCUAAAACAACAACUAAGAGAUGACGACAGUCUUCAGAGAAAGAGAGCCUAUGGCCUGGCUAUAUGCACACAGUCUGAAUACACCCCUAAUAUCUUUGACACAGAUAUUGGCUCCUCUAGGUUCUGUAGCUCAUCCAUCGGCCAAUCACAAGCUGAGCCAGACAAAGCCCUGUCCCUGUUACCACUGGCACCCAUCCUGCGUAGGAGGCGGGGCCAGGUGAAGGUGGAAUACGAUGGGAAGGUGGAGCCUAAACACUGGGAGCCUCCUGAUUGGAGCAAGCAGCUGGGUCAUGUGCGUCAGAUGAGGAGCGCCAGGGACGCGCCUGUUGACCUCAUGGGGGCGGAGAAAUGCUACGACACACAAGCCCCUGAUGAGGUGCGACGUUACCAGGUGCUGGUGUCUCUGAUGUUGUCAAGCCAGACAAGGGACCAGGUGACCAGUGCGGCUCUGCAGAGACUCAGGGCUCAUGGCUGUACAGUGGACAACAUAGUCAACACUGACGAUGACACACUGGGACAACUCAUCUACCCUGUUGGCUUCUGGAGGACCAAGGUGAAGUACCUGAAGCAGACAUCAGUGAUGCUCCAGAGGGAGUUUCGAGGGAACAUCCCUAACACAGUGGAGGGCCUGGUAGGUCUACCUGGAGUAGGACCCAAGAUGGCUCACCUGGCCAUGGACAUCGCCUGGCACCAGGUCUCUGGCAUAGGCGUGGACACACACGUCCACCGUAUCUCCAACCGGCUGGGAUGGACGAGAGGUGGGACCAAGCACCCAGAGGAGACACGCAAGACCCUGGAAGACUGGUUACCAAGGGAUCUAUGGAGUGAGAUCAACUGGUUGCUGGUGGGGUUUGGUCAACAGGUGUGUCUACCUGUCAAUCCUCUCUGCUCCGUGUGUCUGAACCAGCACAGCUGCCCCUCUGCCCACCAAGCCUCCCCAGCCAAGAGGACUAAAGCUGGGUCACCUCGCUCACCACACUCCCCCAAGACCUCCAGGGUCAAGCUGGAGCCGUGUUCUCUUGGUUUGGGGUUACCACCCCCCUCCUCCUCAGCCACACCGGUCAAAGAGGAACCUCUGGCUACCGCCCUCUCCCGCCUGCCCAGAAAGAGGAAGUCGAAAGCCAAAACCUUCUCUCCAUGAUACAACAGAAGAGGGUAGCAUCCCUUUAGAGAUGUAGGGACCGUAUCCCAAUUCUCUCUCCUUCCUCCCAAAGUGUGCUCGUCACUUCCCUUGACUGAUUUGAAAUGAGCGGUACUAGAGAUAUGGUGGUAUUCACUUCUUUAGUGGGAAGACCAUUUUUGGACCGAAUUUCUGUGGACUCACAACACCCCAAAACUAAACCUUCACAUUUUUACUUCAACUAAUAAAUACUUUUUCAAAUGAUCUCAAA
Messenger RNA from Oncorhynchus masou masou (cherry salmon), 1980 nucleotides. Its product is annotated as endonuclease III-like protein 1. Lineage: Eukaryota; Metazoa; Chordata; Actinopteri; Salmoniformes; Salmonidae. The record is from RefSeq and is a predicted model, not a curated record. The coding region runs from base 543 to 1730 and encodes 395 amino acids. Gene Ontology annotation, biological process: nucleotide-excision repair; base-excision repair, AP site formation; base-excision repair. Gene Ontology annotation, cellular component: nucleus. The transcript has 6 exons. Gene Ontology annotation, molecular function: DNA binding; oxidized pyrimidine nucleobase lesion DNA N-glycosylase activity; DNA-(apurinic or apyrimidinic site) endonuclease activity.